CCCCCGGGGGCCGGGCUAGGCCAGGCCGGGCCGGGCGGCCGGCCGUGCCGCGGCGGGCAGGCGGCUGAGGGGCAGCCGGCACCGGCGAGGAGCAGUGUUUGUGCCUGAAAAGAUCAUGUUCAACUUCAGAAGCAUCCUGAAGAUACUACAGUUCCUGAAAUUAUUAAUUUUUUUAUUUUUUGAGAAUUUAAUCUUACUCGUAUUUCCUCCACGCAAAAAAACUUUUGCUGGGGAAAUAGUGCUUAUUACUGGCUCCGCAAAUGGGAUUGGAAGGCAGAUUGCCUUAAACUUUGCUCCUUUGGGAGCAACCUUGGUUCUUUGGGACAUUGAUGAUGAAGGUAACAAAGAAACAAGCAGAUUAGCCCAAAAAAAUGGAGCUAAAAUAGUGUUUGUCUACCACUGUGACUGCAGCAAUAGGGAGGAGGUCUAUGAACAGGCAGACAAGGUUAGAAAAGAAGUUGGGGACGUUACUAUUCUAAUCAAUAAUGCUGGCAUGCUGCUUGGGGAAAAGUUUUGUGACCUUUCAGAUGCAGAUUUUGAAAAGAUGUUAAGACUCAACUUCUUCUCUCAAGUCUGGACUUGCAAGGCCUUUCUUCCAGCCAUGAUGACCUGUAACCGUGGACACCUGGUUAGCAUAGCCAGUGCAGCAGGAUUGUUGGGAGCCUACAGAAUGUCAGGUUAUGCUGGAAGUAAGUAUGCCGUCAUUGGAAUGAUGGAAGCCUUAGAUUCGGAACUGUAUCAUGCAGGAAAACAAGGCAUUAAAACCACCAUAAUUUGCCCCUAUUUUAUUAAUACUAAAUUAUCUAAAGGUUUUCAAACCCAAAACCACCUCCUUCUUCCUGUUUAUGAUGCAGAGUAUGUAGCCAACAAGAUCAUGGAUGCAAUUCAAAAGGAAAAGUUUUAUCUAAUCAUGCCUCUGUCUAUACGCUUUUUUCCUUUCAAAAUUUUCCUUCCUAGAAAGAUGGUACUGCUCUUUGAAUCUUACGUUAACAUCACCAACAGCAUGGAUAAAGCCUUCGGUCGGAAGAAAAAGGAUUGAAACCAAACUAUUCUGAAGACCUCGAGUGCCAUCUCUUUGAAAAUUUUCAGGCCAAAGCAGCACUGCAGUUCGCACAAAGCAGACAUGAAGAAGGGCGCUGUGGGAUGAUGUGCUCUGGCUGGUGAGCUGCGUGGGGAGCCUGUGUCCUGAAGAGCAGUGUACUGCAACAAGCACUGAUAAAGCACAUGCAGUGCUGUGCCGCUUACCGUGCUCCUCAUUAGUCACCACACACUUUUCCAGAUACAGUUCCACAGGAAAUGUGUGCCUUCGUUUUAAUCUGUGGCUAGAGGCUGAUACAGGAUCAUUUAUCAAAGGCUGUGGCUUAGAAAGAGCAUUUGUAAAACUGAAGUGGUGGCAAAAAAAUCAUGUGCCUACUCAGAAAUGAAAGAUGAUGAAGCCCAACAUCAGACGAAGCAGACAGAAAAAAAAUCCUUUAUAGAAAUUACUUAUAUGGUCAUUAAUUGCUUUUAUAAAUUUUGUAGACUGUUCCUACAACAGAAGAGUCAGAGUUUAUAGACAUGGGCUCUGCGGUGAGCAUCUGCUGUAGGCAGCCGCAUGGUGAACACUGGGGAAGUCCAUAGGUAUCUGACUCUCUUCUCUGACCCUGUGGGCACCGAUGUGGCUUUGAAGCACCCUGCUGAGCCCAGAUAAUUAGGUUAAGGUGUUAAGGAAUUAAAGACAACCUUGAACAGUCAUCUAUUGCCCACAUUUGUCACCAUAUUUCUAUUGUACUUAACUAACCCCAUACUUACAAGCUCCCUUCCAGCUACAAAUGCCUGUAAGAGUGCACACUUCAAUUAAAAACCUGUUUUUUUAAAUCCCAGUGUUUUCAAAGUGCACAUACAGUCAGUAAAGUCUUUAAUGUAGAUAUUACUAUCUACUAUACUAUAGAUAUUACUGGGAAAAUUUUAGCCAAGAAGGCAAAAGCUAUCUAAAGUUUGGCUCUAUGGAAAGCAAGGUUAAUUGCUUUCUAUUUUGAAAAACUCUCUAGGUGGUCAGUAAUUAAAAUAUGCUUUUCUUCCUACUUACUGAGCCAGGAAUGAAGUCUAAAUUGCUCCCUGCAAAUAACAAUCCUUUUCUCAACUGUAAACAAGUAUGUUAAAUAUUGGGAUUCCCUUAUUCCACAUGAAUAUUGCGAUUUGGCUCCAGGUUAACAAUUGUUUUUAAGUAUGGUUACAGGAGACCAUACAAACUGGCAUGACGUUAUAUUUGUGAAUGUAUUGUGGGCCUGAAUAUGCUUAAGACAUAAUUUCAUUGCUUGUGCUAUAGAGCUUAUGAACAGAGCUCACGAGGCCAAAAGACAUACAUUUCAACAUGCUUUGUAAAAUGAGGCUCCCAUUUGAAGUAGUUACCUGUUAGUGACGUUAAGAUUUGGUGGACUCGGCAUCCUUAAAAAUCGGGUAUGUCGGGAUGAAAUAUUUGCAGCCAAAGAGCACAUUCUAGGGGCUCUGACUUUGGCACCCUGGGUAUUUUUAGUUUCUUUCACUAAAAUAUGCCAACCUUAUUGCCAGCAUUUGCAGUUGUAAGUUUACAAUCUAUAUACACAGGACUUGAGAAGAUUAAGAAUAAUAUAAAGGAAACAAUGUUUUAUUUUCUAAGCCAUGUUUCACAUAGUCUGCGUAGCCACCCUGCAGAGCCUUGUUGCAUAUUGCUGCAGGCUCAGCCAAGGGCACUCUCUGACUCCGUUCUUCUGGCUAAUCUACUUGUCUCAGGAAGGAAUUUGUAAAGCUUAUACUUUCUAAGCCUCACAGUGAUCUGUUAGAUCUUCUUAUCAGCCCUAGAAAUCAGGAACUCGUUCUUUUCUUUGAAAAUACCAGGAAAAUAUUUUUUAUUUUUACAGAAAAGCGUGAUGGAUCCUGUAACGGAAUUCUAAAACUGUAAGCCGAGACCUUCCUAUUUAAGUGCAGAAGCAGCGAUUGGAUGCUGUUUCUGUUUUUAAUAUGAAAUUAUCUUUUGUGUUUUGAAACAGUGUGCCACUUAAGAAGCACCUCAGAGUUACUGACAACUAACUCCUGAGAAAUAUGUGCUUUCCUUCUCUGAGGCUUUCAUCUUACUCAUAAUUCCUCCACACAAAAAUGAUGUUGCAGGGCAAAUUCUGUUACUUCUGAAGCUGCAAAUGGGACUGGAAGGCAGUUUGUCUUCAUUUUUUUCUCCACUGGGAGCAAUCCUGGUUCUCUGUAAAACCACUGAAGAAGAGACAAGCAGUUUAGCAGGAUUAGCCACGGGCUGAAUCUACCUGUGUUGCUGCAUCAAUAGAGAGAUAAUCCGUGGUGUCAGAUAAAACAUGGGUUCUUGCUCUUUUUUAUAUGCAUUAGUACAACAUACCCUUUCAGACCAUAUUUUGCUUAUAGACGAAGUUGUAGAAUCAGGUAUCUUAUAAAGACCAUUAAUCAUACUUGACUGUAAGCAUUCUGAGGAAAGAAACAUAUGCAUGAUGCUGGGUCACCUUGUAAUCUAACGGACAUCUUUAAAUAAAUCUUAGUGGCAAC
Molecule: messenger RNA, 3528 nt
Organism: Phalacrocorax carbo (great cormorant)
Lineage: Eukaryota; Metazoa; Chordata; Aves; Suliformes; Phalacrocoracidae
Source: RefSeq, a predicted model, not a curated record